Messenger RNA from Protopolystoma xenopodis, 561 nucleotides. The record is from the annotation of a GenBank genome assembly. NCBI's taxonomy places the organism in Eukaryota, Metazoa, Platyhelminthes, Monogenea, Polystomatidea, Polystomatidae.
AUGUCUGUUGCUGUACAUACUAAUUUGGCUUCUGUCACAUCACCAGAGAGGCUGGCUGUACUGGGGGCUGGGCGUAAACUUCUUGUGUGUAUUCGUCUGGAUGGGUACACACCAGUGUGUGUAUGCGUGUGUAUUUGUGUCCGCUCGGUGUGGAAGAUAGAAGGGGAAGCAGGCGAAGAGAUAAACCGACCUACUUACAUACGCAAUGCUGCAUGGGCUUGGACUCCCGACAGCAGAGACAGGGAUACAACUAUACAGACAGACAGACAGACAGACAUACACACAAACACACGAGACAGAAAAUCUGGACCAGUCGGGCAACAACUUGAGCUCUGCCUCGAGCCCACUCCACUGCCGGACACAACCUCGUCCGGCGAAGAAGCGACUGUCUGCGUCGUCAAGUUGAUGUGUCCGAGAAAGCUGGUGAAGGUCGCCUUCCAGCGCCAGCAUUCACACGAACCGGAACUGCGUUAUUGGCUGGGCGCAGAAGAGGAAGUGAAAGCAACAACUUUGGCACCGGUUUGGGCAAAAAGUGGACUUGCUCCAAACUGUUGGUGGUGA